CCGAGGGAAGGGGCCGCUCUGUCCCGGCCGUGGGCAGCCCCCGGCGGAAGAGGAAGUGGAGCCUCCCCGGGAGCCGGGACCGAGGCUGAGUGCUGGGCGGCCCGGAUCCGAGCGGGUGGCGGCGGCCGAGGACGAUGAGGGCCGCCGUGCUGCUGUGGGCCGCGCUGUGCGGAGCGCUGCUCCCGCCGGUAAAUGCAGAUGAGGGAAUCCUGCACGCUUCUGGAAAUGGUGUAACUCCCUUAACAAAGGAUUACUGCAUAGCUUACAAUUCUAACUGGAUAUCUCUCCCAGGCAGCCUGGACAAUGCUACGUUCAGGUCUCUGGAGAACCUGACUUCUACAGUACUCUGCGAUUCUUCUGAAGUUCCCACUGUUGUAAUGAAGGACAAAGCCGUUGUCGUGAUGAGAGGGAACUGCACUUUCUUGGAGAAAGCAAGAAUUGCUCAAAGUUUGGGUGCUAAAAUGCUGUUGAUUGCCAGUAAAGCUAGGCUGUCUCCUCCUUCAGAUAACAAGACUGAUUUUGAAAAUUUAUCUCUACCAGUUGCUCUUAUAAGAUAUGACGACAUAGUGGAUAUGCAGCUGACCCUUGGAAACGAAAUUAACGUGACUCUCUAUUCACCACCUUUGCCAGAGUUUGAUUGCAGUAUGGUUGUCAUCUUUGUAAUUGCUGUGUUCACUGUAGCACUCGGGGCCUAUUGGAGUGGAGUAGCAGAACUUGAGAAUUUGAAAGCAACAGCAAGUCCUGGGGACAGAGAAACAAGACGGAAGAAGGAGGAAAAUGUUACUUUCACCACUCUAACAGUUGUCUUGUUUGUUGUCAUCUGUUGUGUCAUGCUGAUUUUACUUUAUUUCUUCUACAAGUGGCUAGUGUAUGUUAUAAUACUGGUCUUCUGCUUGGCAUCUGCAAUGAGCCUGUACAAUUGUCUUGCUGCAUUAAUAGGAGAAAUCCCUUUUGGACAGUGCAGGAUUGUGUGUGGCAACAGAAAUAUUGAAGUGAGGCUUAUUUUCCUUGCUGCGUUCUGCAUAGCAGCAGCUGCUGUUUGGGCUGUGUUCCGAAAUGAAGAUAGGUGGGCUUGGAUGCUGCAAGACAUUUUGGGAAUUGCUUUCUGCCUAAACUUCAUUAAAACACUGAAAAUGCCCAACUUUAAGUCCUGUGUGAUACUCCUAGGCCUUCUUCUCCUCUAUGAUGUGUUUUUUGUCUUCAUUACUCCAUUUAUCACAAAGAAUGGGGCAAGUAUAAUGGUUGAAGUUGCAGCAGGUCCUUUUGGAAACAGUGAAAAGAAUGAUGGAAACUUGGUGGAAGUCCCUACUGAACGCUCAGCUCCCCAUGAGAAAUUACCUGUGGUUAUUAGAGUGCCUAGACUUGAAUACUCAGCAGCGACACUGUGUGACAUGCCCUUUUCAUUGCUGGGCUUUGGAGACAUUAUUGUCCCAGGCCUUCUGGUUGCCUAUUGUCGAAGAUUUGACGUUCAAACAAGUUCUUCUUCUGUAUACUAUGUAUCCUGUACAAUAGCUUACGCCAUUGGUAUGGUGCUGACUUUUGUUGUUCUGGCAUUAAUGAAGAUGGGACAACCUGCCCUUCUCUACCUUGUACCAUGUACACUCAUUACCAGCUCUCUUGUUGCUUGGAGACGCAAAGAGAUGAAGAAGUUUUGGAAAGGAAGCAGUUAUCAGGUGUCGGACUCCCCCAGGACGCCUUUGCUACAAGAUGAUGGAACAUCUGGAUUACCCAGGAAAUGAAGAAGGCACAGCACCAGCCAGUGAGCAGCCUGGAGGACAAUAACAUGUAGGAUUCUGGUUUAAAAUAGUAUUGAGAUUUUUUUACAGAUGAGUUGCAGUAAAUUUGGUGAAAUUUUUGGAGUAUUUCAUACUCUGUGUAGAAGGGUUUUUACUCAUGCACCUAUAUUUUUAUGAAAAAUAUUGUUAAUAACAUAAGAGUAAUCAAAAUAGGUCUGCAUUUUUACAGCCAAAACAUAUCUAAUAAAAUCGUGCCUUAUUUUGAUUUAAAUAAAUGGAUAUUUUCUAUGCAACUUUCCAAAUGUUCUUCUAUACAGUGUAUUUUUAUAACAUCUUCUUGCCCAUAUCACUUUGCAUGAGGUGUUUUGUUAAUUUUGAGUAAGGCUGGUCAAAUUCAAUUUAAAAAAUAAAGAAUAAUAGCAGAAUUCUUCACAGGAUUUCUUUGCAGAUUCCGAAUGUGAAGACAGACAGAGUAAUGUAACCACAGUAACUGCAGAAUGAAACUGUAGUUCCGUUACUGCGAGUAAUUGAAGAAACUGUGUGUGUCAAUCUCUGUAGAUCGUAAGCCAUAAAGCAGAUAACAGGGCAGAUUUUAAUUUGUAGUUGUGAGCUUUCUUUUUUUGUAUUAUUUUUCUUGGUGGGGUUUUUUGUUUGCUUUUUCUCUGUAGCUUCACAGGUUUAUGCCUUGAUCAUGAAAAUUGUUAAGCUUUGAUGCACGUCUUUGGAUUAUAUGCAUUGUCAACCAUCAAAAACACUAAAAGUGUGUGUGGGAGGUACUUACAGGGUGGCACUGGAAACUUAGAUGCAGCUCCUGGAAUAGCUGGCAAACAAGAUGGUGUUAAAGGCCAGAAGUUUUUGUUCAACAAGUGUGAUGUAAAUCUUUGAGAAGGGAAAAAACCAAGAAUUUUAUGUCUGGGCUGGUUCUUCGCUCACCUGUCGGGACUUGGUCUAUAUAUGUGGUCUUCGUUUGGCUUUGCAUCAGUUCAAAGAGGUGGGGGAUGAGAGGGCAGAUCUUUCCAGCUUUUGUAUCUGUGCUGUAGCUUUUUUUUUUCCUUUUCUACAUGAAAGAAACAACUGUUUCUGAAAAUUCUUUGUGGUUGGUAGGCAAACAACAGGUUUGAAUAGUAUUAGCACUGCUUGUGUUAGUUAAGGCCACUCAGUGCCUUUGUUUAACUUGAUUAAUCCUAACUUGUUGUAGCUUUUUAAUACUCUGAAGUUAAAUACUCUUAAAGACUUGGAAAAGGAAAAUUAGUUUGAAUCACUGAUUUGCUUUUAGAAGAGUUUGAGUUUGUGUGCUUGUUUGAUGAUGCUUCUUUUUUUUUUUUUUUUUUAGUUCUUUUGUGGGGGGAACUGCAAAUUGAGGGGGAUUAGGCAUAAGAAAUUGGUAAAACUGUAAUGCUAACAAUUUACACCAAAGACAAUUGGAGAAGUCAACAAGGAGCCACUGAGUUCACUUACUGCUACCAUCAGGUAGUCAUGACAACAUUUUUCCUGUUUUUAAUUGAAUGUAAUUCCUAUAGUCAGUACAAGUCCAAGAACCGUACAGAAAACAACCAAAUAAGCACAUGCUGGGCAAUGGCAGUGCAGCCCUUCCUGCGGUGCCUCACGUAAGUGCCUCAGUGUUGGUCUGAAGGUCACCUCUAGACACGAAUAGUUAGGGGCAUGUUGGCUCAGGAGAACUCACACUGGUUAAAUCUAGUUGAGCUAGAUUUGCUUUGGAAGUAUGCUUAUUAAGACAACUGUAAAACUAUAUUGUCAGUUAAAAAAGGCUUACUGCAAAUGUACUUACUGCAAAUACACUUAGCUUGGGCUAAGUAUAAAGUUUAAAAUGUUUUGUUCUCGAGAGUCCUGAUGUAAACAAACUUACAGUCUCAAUGUCAGUUGUUGCUGUUCACACAAGUUGACCAUGGUGCCAGUUGAUACGGGUAAGAUAACCACCUUGUUUGUUGCUUUGCAGUUUCGCUAAGAAAACAGGAAGGGUUUUCAGGUUACAAGGUGCCUGUCAUACCUUUCUUGAUCGAAGCCUGAGCUGACAGCCUCACAAUAAAACGAUCUCAUGCACUAUCUUUAAUUUUUAUUUAAGUCAGGCAGCUGGGCUUGCUGACACUUAAUCAAUUACGGCAUUCCUUGGAGUUCUGACAGCAGGCAGAAAACUGUGCUGGUCUGUUGUCAUGAUCCUUGACAAGCCCAGUGUCUGCCAAAGCCAAGUGGUUGUGUAGAAGUGUUUGGAAAUUCCUGGAAGACGUGGCAUUGUAACUCACUGCAACUCAGAGCACUCAAAGCUAUCAGAGCCUUUGUAAACCUUCAUGAAACGACUUCUUUUUCUGUGAAAUCUUCUGUGUAGAGGAUUUAUGUAUUUUUUGCCUGUAACUGAUAAUGGUACUGAUAACAGACUAGUAUAAAUGAAGAUGAUUGUUGUCAACAGAAGUGUGCAUUCAGCAGCUGGCUGUGAAAACUCUGUCGUGUUCUGUGCCUAAUUAUACUCCAUGCCUGAUAAUGCCCGAGGUUUCACACACGUGCUGUAGUUUGAUGGGAUGUAAACUAACCUUUUCCUUUUAAAUGCUUAGGAGCUUAGUUUACAAAAAUGAUGGAAUUUUAAAUUUUAUAUAAAUAACUGGUUAGUUCUGACUACUGAAAUUAGGUUUUUAUAAGCUUAAUAGAAUUCAUUGCAAGACUUCUAGUGGUUUUGAGUGUUUCUAAUGUUAAAUUUGGUUGGGCUAAACACUAUGUUAAAGUCAUUUUUAAUAAUAUAAAAACCUUGCUACUUUACUUUGUAUGUUUACUGACGACAACCCCCUUUCUCGUGACUCUUAAGUUAUCACUUUAAGAUUGUUAUUAAUAAAUGUUACGUGUGUUUAAAAAACAA
Messenger RNA from Coturnix japonica (Japanese quail), 4602 nucleotides. It is a transcript of the gene SPPL2A, whose product is annotated as signal peptide peptidase like 2A. Gene Ontology annotation, biological process: membrane protein proteolysis. Lineage: Eukaryota; Metazoa; Chordata; Aves; Galliformes; Phasianidae. Gene Ontology annotation, cellular component: lysosomal membrane; lumenal side of endoplasmic reticulum membrane; cytoplasmic side of endoplasmic reticulum membrane. The record is from RefSeq and is a predicted model, not a curated record. Gene Ontology annotation, molecular function: aspartic endopeptidase activity, intramembrane cleaving.